Molecule: messenger RNA, 5646 nt
Organism: Galleria mellonella (greater wax moth)
Lineage: Eukaryota; Metazoa; Arthropoda; Insecta; Lepidoptera; Pyralidae
Gene: Vang
Product: vang-like protein 1
Exons: 5
Coding region: 456-2144 (562 amino acids)
Biological process (GO): Wnt signaling pathway, planar cell polarity pathway; establishment of planar polarity; multicellular organism development
Cellular component (GO): plasma membrane
Source: RefSeq, a predicted model, not a curated record
GAAUAUCCUGACUCAUUCAAGUUUGGGUUCAUGUAUCUAUUUAUUGCUCCUCAUAGGACAAAUGGACAAAAACGGUUACGCUGUCUUCUUUGUCUAACAAUCGGCAAUAGAUUUGCAAGUGAUUUAUGAGGUUUCAUAUAAUUUUUUUUCGAUUUUUCAAGUUUCUGAACGCAACUAGUGAAUAUUAUGCGAUUAAAUACAGAGAAGUAUGAGCGGCUUUUCCGUUAGAAAGAGUCGGACAUACACCAUUAUACAAGAGUGAAAAAAUAGCAAACAGAGACUUUCUUAUUUACGUUUGUAAUUGGCCGUAUAAUACAAUAUGAAUUCCACCGAUCGACAUGAGUGACUGACUGAGACUUCAAUUAUAAAAAUCGUAAAUUAAUAAUGAGAAGGAGUGCCAGUGAAUAUGCUCAUGGAUAAGAUAGAGGAAAGGAUAUUCGCGGAUCAUCACAAUAAUGGAGACGGAAUCUGUGAGAUCCGAAUUGAGUAGCCGGUCUCGGCGCAGCUCAAGGCACAGGCAGCAUACACACCGGAGCACCAGAAGUACUAAAUCGCAAAGAAAAGACUGUGGAGACAACACAAUGGCCCCAUUCCAAACCAGUGUGAAUAUUAACCCCGAAAUGGGAAGAGAUGGACAAGAGGUUAUUGAAGUACAAAUUCUACCCCAAGAUGAGAACUGGGGAGAAACGACCACCGCUGUAACUGGAAACACAUCUGAAGGCUCCCAAUCCAUGGAGGAUAUCGGCAAUUGGCCAAUGGAGAAUGAUACGGGAUUAGGUUUUCUCUGUUCCAGAUAUUUUGGCACUACAAUAUCGCUCGGACUUGCUUUUGUAUCAUUUGUGAGUCCUUUAACAAUGGUUGUGUUGCCCAAAAUAGGGUUUUUCCCUGACCUAUCUGAUAAUAUAGCAAUACAACCAAGUCAAAGAAUACAAUUGCUCGCAUGUACUGCUGAGUGUAAAGGUAUUUUGUUAUCAUUGGCGUUCAAGCUUGUCUUACUCGCCAUAGGAGUUUGGGCAGUAUUUUUAAGACCGAGAAAUGCUAUUCUACCAAGAAUCUUUGUAUUUCGCGCUAUGACACUAGUUAUUGUAGCUGUAUGUAUAUUUUCCUACUGGUUGUUUUAUAUUGUACAAAUAACGGAAGCAACGAAGGCGUUGGCUGUUGGCGAAGAUGCUAUUGAUUACAAGUCACUUGUUGGAUACGUAUCCAAUUUUGCAGAUACACUGCUUUUUAUACACUAUGUAGCUGUCAUUCUAAUGGAGAUACGGCAUCUGGAACCAGUGUAUUAUAUAAAGGUAGUGAGGAGUCCAGAUGGAGAAAGUAGAUCAUAUUCUAUUGGGCAGCUGAGUAUACAGAGGGCUGCCGUGUGGGUCUUACAGAAGUAUUAUACGGAGUUUCCAAUUUAUAAUCCAUAUUUGGAGAAAAUACCAAUAUCAAAAUCUCAGAGGAGGGCGCAGUCCAGCAUCAAGUUUUAUGACGUAGACAGUUCAAAUACAAAUCCAUCCUCAGGGCAACCAAGGACGGGCGCGGGGUCGUGCACGGGCAGCGGCGGGCGGCGGCGCGAGGCGGGCUCGGCGCACAACGAGCGCUACUACGAGGAGGCGGAGCGCGAGCGGCGCGUGCGCAAGCGCCGCGCGCGGCUGCUGGCCGCCGCCGACGACGCCUUCGCGCACGUGCGCCGCCUCCGCGCCGCGCCCGCCGCCGCCGCCGCCGCCUCCGCCGCCAGCGGCGUGCUCGGGCCGCGCGAGGCGGCGGCCGCCGUGUUCCCGUCGCUGGCGCGCGCGCUGCAGAAGUACCUGCGCGCCACGCGCCAGCAGCCGCGACACUCCGCCGACUCGGUGCUGGCGCACCUGGCGCGCUGCCUGGCGCAGGACGCGUCGCCGCGCGCGUUCGUGGAGCCGUUCGUGGUGGAGGGCCCGGUGCUGGCGCACGAGCAGGAGGCGCGCGCGCUGCAGCGCUGGGCGCUCAUCUCCGACCACCUGCUGGCGCGCCCGCUGGCCGCCGGCGUGCACUUCCAGCUGCGCCAGGGCGACGUCUACCUGCUGUGCUCCGUCAAGCGGCUGCCCAAGUUCAGCCUCGCCGAGGAGGUGGUCGAUCCCAAGAGCAACAGGUUCGUGCUGCGGCUCAACUCCGAGACGUCCGUCUGACACGACCACUGCCCGAGCAGGGAUGGCCACAGAUACGUAUGACAUUUAGAUUUUAUUUAGAUUAAGAAUCUCACUUCGAAACGACAAGCCAAUGAUUGUUUAGAGAUUAGUAAUUUAUUUGCAGACGUUACCGCCUUAUUCAUCGAAACGACGGACGUUUAAACUUAGAUAAAGAAAUAUUUUCUCCUUUUCUUUUACCCUCAAUUUUUAAUUUGAAUUUUUUUCUUUCGUUUUUAUAAAUACACAUAGGUAACACUAUAAAAUGAGAUUAAUAAUGCAAUAUUAUCACCAAGUGAUUUACUGACUGAAGUUAAACUAAAGUUGAGAUAGGACGAAGCGAAAGGUUAACCUCCAUAAUGAAUCUUCCGUUACUAAUGCCUUAGUGAAGUAAUGGUGGUUUCGCUACAAUAAUAUGAGGUUUAUAAACGCUCUCUGUGCAAAUGAGAAUUGUUAGUCACUAAUAUUGCGCGGUGACAAAGCCGCUUAUAUGCAUUCGUAGUAGACAAAGUUUUCAAAUAGGAAAACGAAUGGCUGUUAAGAUGUCCACUAGCCAGUCAUUAAUUAAUUCAGUUGGAGUUCUAAUUUCUUUAAAUAACUGUUAACCAUUUCGAUAAUAAUAUGUGUUAAGUAACCAUACAAAUCACUUGCCCCUUCUAGAAAAAGUACAAACGAAUCUAUUAAUAGAAUCGUUAUCGCUAGCGAAUCCAGGUGAUAGAAUGAGAUGGCGAUGUGUGCUGUCUUUUUCUAUCUUAUGUGAGUGCUAAUCGAAAUGAUUCUAUAGAUAAAUUCGUUGUCUAAUACGGCUGGUUCUCAAGCUAGAGUACUCUUCGUUAUGAGGAACCAGGCAAUGUUCAUAAUUUUUACGUUAAUUAUUAGAGUGUUUUCACACUUUCUUUCAUGUUGAGAAAUUAGUGCAAAAGAUAAAGACAAUAGACUUUAAUAGCUAAAAUAGGCGUACGUCGGAGAUUUUUAUUAGUAAGUGUGGAACUGAGCUCAAAUUUUACUUGCCACUGGGCAGCUAUUUACGCUUGUUUUUAAUGUAAAUAGAAGGAAUGUAGAGUAUCGAGUAGGCUAAUUCGUUUUAUAAAAUUUGUAUUCUGUGAAUAAAAUUGGCGGGAAUUGUUUUUGUCAUUGUCUAUGGUAUAAAAAAAGAAGUGCGUCGUUUGUCUUUAUCGUUGAUCCGAUAUAAGGUUCAUAUUUGUGCCAGGCUCUACGACGACGUCAAUCAUUAGUACAAAGUAUUAUUUUGAUUAUGGUUUGAUAGCUGCUUUAUUUAUCUAUUUAUUGCCUGUGUAGACAAGAGACAUUUUGUCUACGGAUAUAAUUUCUCUUUGUUUUUGCUUACUCUGUCCAGUUAUUUGAAUCUAUUAAAAGAAUCAUAAUUAAUACAUUUUAGUCUAGUUAUAAUAAAACGCCCAAAAUUGCAAGUUACAAUGUAGACUUGAAAUAUUUUACAAGUAUUUUAAAUACACUAUCGGGACUUAAUGCGAUUAAAAAUUACAGGUAAAUUUUUAAUCGCUUUAAGCAUUUAAAUGAUUUUUUUGCAAGUAGCCUGUAAAAUAACAUUCUGUCAUGUAUAUAAUUCACAGAGACUGCUAUAAAAUAUCGUUUAAUGAAAUAAUUUCAUACUCAUAGUCGCUGUGCUCAAAUGUAUUCGUGAGUCAUCGGCUGCGGUUGAUUAGUGGUGAAAUGAAAUCUCAGACUAUUGACUGAAUCGUAAAAGCGAAUUAAUUCUAGACUUUAACACACUGAUCAUAAAAAUCAUAUUUAAAAUUUCAUUUUCAAUAGAAAAUAGAAGCAGUUGUGAAGUUGGGUGAUUGAGAUUUACAAUCGCUGUCUAUUAUUUACAAAAAAAUAUUUCAAUAAAUGAAUACUAGCAAUAACUCCCAUGUCUACGACAACGCACAUCUUUUGACAGAUUGUGCGAAGAGAAACUUCAUCUGUGGACAAAGAGUUCAUCAUCUGUACAUACCUUUAUGUAAUGAAGGAGAUAGAUUAUGUUAUCUGUGGUCCGUACCCAUUGAUUUUUUUUUUAUAAUUAAGUUACAGAAUUUUUUAAAAAUGUCCUCAAUUGACAUUAAAUGUUUGAUAAAAAAAUGACUUUGUGCAAUUGAAAUUGAUUAUUCUAAAUAAAAUAGAUGUAAGGUGUGUGAAAUUAAGCCGUUUUGAAGACUUGAUAUGUAUUUGUAGUUUUAAGAUUUUUUUUUAUGAAUUUACACUUUAUAUGAAGUAUUGUAAAUUUUGUGUCAUAUAUAUAUUAUAUUUUUAAUGUGUAGUUCUAAGUACAAUAAUUAUGCACAAAUAGAUUAAUUAUCAUAAGUAGUUUGAUAUUUAACUAAUAUAAGUAGAUGGUUAAUAUGUAAAGAAGCGAUUACUAUAGAUCUGAAUAGAAUAGAGAAAUACGUCAUUAAAAUGCGUUCGAAUGAUAACAUAUUUGUACGUACAGUACAUACAAAUGAAUAGAUGUUUGAAAGAGAGAAAAAAAAAGAUACAUAAAGCAUAAUUAUUAUAUUUAUUUUUUUGUAGAAAAUUGGUAAACGAAUCUCUAUUUUUAUUUAUUUGUUUAUUUUAUUGGUUAUCUCCAAAUAAAUCUUUGAGAUAGAAUGAAAUGUUGCCAUGUCUUGUUUCUCAUGCAAUCGUUAACUAAUAUCGAUAGACUCACGUUAUUGCAUGCAUGUGAAAGAAUGUGACAACGUUCAGGUUCUUAUACCAUGUAUACCCUUAUACUCUACUUGUCUAAAGGGUUGUUAAUAUCAUAAAUUGCUAAUAUGGCACGUUUUAGAACUGUAUUCCGAAUCACCAGUGAUCAUUUUAGACUAAGUUCAAGUCAGCUUUGAUUUACUUUUUAGACAUAAUUACAGGCGAGUGCGAUUCGUACAAACAUAUCAAGUUUAUACUUCUCAUUAACCUAUGCUACUAUUGUAAAUUUAAUGCCAUUUCGGGAAAAUGUACAGAACUCUCGUUUUUUUUUUUUAACAGCCGAUCAGCCGAGACUAUCUCUGUACGAUUGAUUCAACCAAUCACAAUAGAUACUUUUUACACAAGGCACAUUUCAAAACACGUUACACGUUCAGUAUAAUUGUUUUAUUGAUAAAUAUUAAUACUUGAUAAUUCGAUUAUUACAUUGGAUAAAUUGUAAUUUUGCAAAAUUAUCUCUUUGUUGACGUCAGAUUUUUUAAACAAUGAUAUUGUAAGUUGCAUUCUCUAGAUUAAAAUUUCACCUUGAGGGUUUUUGCCAGUAGUUGCCACGUUUGGCAGGCAGAUUGGCAACCGCAGUCAGGCUUUGGAGAUGUUUUAAGAGGUACACUGCUGCCUAUGUCUUGCCGUCCUUAGUCGCCUCUUACGACACCCACGGGGAAGGAAGGAGUGGCUUAUCCUAUGCCGGGACCACAAGGGAAUUAUCGGAUAUUUAGAUUCAGGUUAUAAGUAUAUGGGGACAUUCUGUUUGAUAUCCCAUAGAAAUUAUUGGUCUAAAGAUCGGUGGUUAUAUAUAUAUAUAUAU